ACACCUUAAACACCACGCAUGGCGCUCUUACACCUUAACUCUACGACUUAACCAGACAACAAAUUGUGGGAAUAAGCUGCAUGAGCACAGCCUUUGAGCACGAAAGAGGAUUUCUUGGAAAAGUUCAUUACUGCCACUGCAUUUCAACAACUGCGGGAUUUGGACACGAAGACAGUGAGCUGUUAGAAACUGGUGUGAUCGUUCUGAGGGUGUUGUGUGCUGGGCUGAUCUCUUGUUUGACUUUCACGGUGCAGGAUUUAAUCUGUUUCCUCAGGAAACUUCAUAAAAACUGUGGAAGUUCUAACACCGUACAGCAUUUGCAGGAAAGUUCCUUCAUAGUCUGUCUUUUACAGGACAUUUCUGAGCUGUCUCAUGACAAUGCCAGUGGUCAAAGUGGAAAAAGACUCUCCAGCAGACACCACUUCGUCUGCAUCUAACCCUCCACCACAGACAGAGGAGCAGCCCAGAGGUCGGAGAAGAAAGAGACCUCUGCAGAGAGGGAAACCCCCCUACAGCUACAUUGCACUCAUUUCCAUGGCCAUUGCCAACUCUCCCGACCGAAAGCUGACCUUGGGGGGCAUCUACAAAUUCAUCACAGAGCGCUUCCCCUUUUAUAGAGACAAUUCAAAGAAAUGGCAGAACUCAAUCCGCCAUAACUUGACUCUCAAUGAUUGCUUUAUCAAGAUUCCCCGAGAGCCGGGGCGGCCAGGAAAGGGCAACUACUGGGCUUUGGACCCAAAUGCAGAGGACAUGUUUGAGAGCGGCAGCUUCCUGAGGCGCAGGAAGAGGUUUAAGCGCUGUGACUUCAGCACUUACACCUCAUAUGUCCACGAGACACCAGUUUUCUCUCCCGUCCAAAUUGCCAGAUCAGCGGCAUAUGCCAACUCAGUCUAUCCGAACAUGACAGUCAGUUGCCCGACCUACGGGCAGCAACUGCCCUCAGCCUAUUAUCCCUCUUCAUCGCCUCCUGGGUUUGGACCUGGUCAGACCCGCAUGUUCAGCAUCAAUAACCUCAUAGGACACCCAACUGCAGCCAGUAUGCUGGGAGGUCAAGGGGUGGAGGUGAUGCAGCAGCCCAGCCGGAGCUUCAGUCCUGAGGGGCAUCCAAACGAAUCCAGUCCCUGCAACUUGGGAGCCCCGACUUUCCAGAGCCAAACGUGCGGAGGCGCUGUAUCAUCUCGCCCCUCCUCUACACAUCCCGGAUUCACCUACUCUGGGCCAAACAGCCACCCACACCACCAUACACACCAGGGCUCGUAUGGACAGGCCCACACCCAGGGGUAUGCCGUGACGGGACGCAUCCAUUCCUCAGCCCACGGCCCUGCAGAGUCCAUGGAUCAUUACGGCAGGAUCUCCCCGGUGCAGUUAGGCUCUUUCUCCCAGUAUAGCAGCGCAGCAGGCCCUAUCGCCAACACUGGCGGUUACCUGAGACACCCCACGUAUCCAGGGAAUAUGGACAGGUUUGUGUCUGCAAUCUGAGCUACUGGGAAUCUGGAUCAGAGCUUCUCACUACCGUGUUAACAGAACACCUGAGACUUGAGACGGCACCAAGUGAGCCAGAGACGACUGUCUUCUUUCGUUUGUGACAUUUUUUAUAAGAUAAAAGUGAACAGACUGAUUUAAAACACCUCUCCUGACAUAACUGUGAUUUUCCACAUUAACCCUUCAACCUUUUUCUCAUAUUGAUGAUGAUCUACUCCAAGACACACUCAAUAGAAAUUUGGAUGUACAAUUCAUCCAGUGUCGAGUGUGGUUGCAAGCUUUGUUUUAUUUUUGCUUUUUUUUGUCAAGAAUUGAAUGUGCAAGUUUAAAAUUUACAUUAAUGGUAAGCUUAAGUGACAGAGUUUGAAAUGUUAAAAUAAAUUAUUGUGCUUCAUGGUCAUUGGCUUUGCAAUAAGAGGCUUGUAUGAAGAAACAUCAGCUUUAGUAUAUUUGCAUGUAUUUUUGUGCGCAAACAAGAAUGCAUUGUCAGGUUGUCUUUUUUGGAAAUAAACAGCAUUAUGAUAGCACUUUUGCUCUUCAAGAAUAAGAUAUUUAAACUAUUGUAUUAUUGCUAAUUUAAGUAAUUAGGUGGAAAACAAAAAAAAAAAAAAAUACCAGAAUGGUUACACGUAAAAUGCUACAGGAGGAAAUGUUGGUAUGCAGACAUGUGGCAUCAGUUAGCCAUAAACUGAAUUUAUAUAAUUUUAGAAUUCAAAUAUAACAUAUUACAAAAUAACAGGAGCCAAAAGAUUAAGACAUAUGCUACCAUAAACAAAAAAAAAUCCUUC
Scatophagus argus is the source of this 2270-nucleotide messenger RNA. RefSeq names its product forkhead box E1 (gene foxe1). The coding region runs from base 373 to 1479 and encodes 368 amino acids. The record is from RefSeq and is a predicted model, not a curated record. NCBI's taxonomy places the organism in Eukaryota, Metazoa, Chordata, Actinopteri, Scatophagidae. The transcript has a single exon. Gene Ontology annotation, molecular function: DNA-binding transcription factor activity, RNA polymerase II-specific; RNA polymerase II cis-regulatory region sequence-specific DNA binding. Gene Ontology annotation, biological process: anatomical structure morphogenesis; cell differentiation; regulation of transcription by RNA polymerase II.